UUGGCUGGUGAAGUGAGUGGGGGUGGUACGAAGGUCCAGCGACUGCCUGGGAUUGGCGGGCGCUGCGGUGAGUGACAGACAAGGGGGCGAGCUGCGCGACCAGCGGUUUGUUUUUCGGAGCGUUCCUGAGGUGGAGAACGGUGGCCGGACGGAGCGACUAAGGGACUGAGAGACUGGCGGGCGGGCGGGCCGAGCGGCGCCGCCAAGGCCGGGCCGGGCCGAGCCGAGGAGCGCCGGGGAUGUAGCGGGCCACCCUGCCCAUGCCACAGCGCCCGGCCGCGGGCGGAGCCGGAGCCGGAGCCUGGGGAGGCGGCGGGGGCCCCGAGCGCAGCCCGCGCCCCCCGCGCGGAGCCAGGCCCGCUGCCGUCCCCGCCGCCCGGGUCCCCGGCAUGCAGCUCCGGCUGCGGAGGUGACACUCGGGCCCGAGCCGCCGCCGCCGCCAUCGCCACCAUGGAUGAACAGGAGGCAUUGAACUCAAUCAUGAAGGAUCUGGUGGCCCUCCAGAUGAGCCGACGUCCCCGGGUGCCUGGAUAUGAGACCAUGAAGAACAAAGACACGGGUCACCCAAAUAGGCAGAGUGACGUCAGAAUCAAGUUUGAGCACAACGGGGAGAGGCGAAUUAUAGCGUUCAGCCGGCCUGUGAGAUAUGAAGAUGUGGAACACAAGGUGACAACAGUGUUUGGGCAGCCUCUUGAUCUACAUUACAUGAACAAUGAGCUUUCCAUCCUGCUGAAGAACCAAGAUGAUCUUGAUAAAGCAAUUGACAUACUAGACAGAAGCUCAAGCAUGAAAAGCCUUAGGAUAUUGCUGCUGUCCCAGGACAGAAACCAUACCAGUCCCUCUCCCCAUUCUGGGGUGUCCAGGCAGGUGCGGAUCAAAGCUUCCCAGUCUGCAGGAGAUAUCAAUACCAUCUACCAGCCCUCUGAGCCCAGAAGCAGGCAUCUCUCUGUCAGCUCCCAGAACCCUGGCCGAAGCUCGCCUCCCCCUGGCUACGUGCCUGAGCGGCAGCAACGCAUUGCCCGGCAGGGGUCCUACACCAGCAUCAACAGCGAAGGGGAGUUCAUCCCAGAGACCAGCGAGCAGUGUAUGUUGGAUCCCCUGAGCAGUGCUGAAAAUUCCUUGUCAGGAAGCUGCCAAUCCUUGGACAGGUCAGCAGACAGCCCAUCCUUCCGGAAAUCGAGAAUGUCCCGAGCCCAGAGCUUCCCAGACAACAGACAGGAGUUCUCGGAUCGGGAAACUCAGCUGUAUGACAAAGGGGUCAAAGGUGGAACCUACCCCCGGCGCUACCACGUGUCUGUGCACCACAAGGACUACAAUGAGGGCAGAAGAACGUUUCCACGAAUACGGCGCCAUCAAGGCAACCUUUUUACCCUGGUGCCGUCCAGCCGCUCCCUGAGCACAAAUGGCGAGAACAUGGGUCUGGCGGUACAGUACCUGGACCCGAGAGGGCGCCUACGGAGUGCGGACAGCGAGAAUGCCCUCUCUGUGCAGGAGAGGAAUGUGCCGACCAAGUCUCCUAGUGCCCCCAUCAAUUGGCGCCGUGGGAAGCUUCUGGGCCAGGGUGCCUUCGGCAGGGUCUAUCUGUGCUAUGACGUGGACACAGGACGUGAACUUGCUUCCAAGCAAGUCCAGUUUGACCCAGACAGCCCUGAGACAAGCAAGGAGGUGAGUGCCCUGGAGUGUGAGAUCCAGUUGCUGAAGAAUUUGCAGCAUGAACGCAUAGUGCAGUACUACGGCUGUCUGCGGGACCGUGCUGAGAAGACUCUGACCAUCUUCAUGGAGUACAUGCCGGGGGGCUCAGUGAAAGACCAGUUGAAGGCUUACGGAGCUCUGACAGAGAGCGUGACCCGCAAAUAUACCCGGCAGAUCCUGGAGGGCAUGUCUUACCUGCAUAGCAACAUGAUUGUUCACCGAGACAUCAAGGGAGCCAACAUCCUCCGAGACUCUGCCGGGAAUGUGAAGCUGGGGGACUUUGGGGCCAGCAAGCGCUUGCAGACCAUCUGCAUGUCAGGCACAGGCAUGCGCUCGGUCACUGGCACACCCUACUGGAUGAGUCCUGAGGUGAUCAGCGGUGAGGGCUACGGAAGGAAGGCAGAUGUGUGGAGCCUGGGCUGUACCGUGGUAGAGAUGCUGACGGAGAAACCACCUUGGGCAGAGUAUGAAGCCAUGGCUGCCAUUUUCAAAAUUGCCACCCAACCCACCAAUCCUCAGCUGCCCUCCCACAUCUCUGAGCACGGCCGGGACUUCCUGAGGCGCAUUUUUGUGGAGGCCCGCCAGAGACCUUCGGCCGAGGAGCUGCUCACACACCACUUUGCACAGCUCGCGUACUGAGCUCCCUAGGCGCACUGCUGCCAACCUCCCCUGCUGCACGGGCAAGGGGCGGCCGUGCGGCUCCGCAAAGUUGCUGCUUCUCCUGGGCAAUGCUGUGGACCACGGAGCUCCAGUCCAGCCAGCGUCCGUCUGUGCCCUGUCCACCACUGGGGCUCAGAGCCAGGGCGGGGUGGCUGCAGCCUCAAGGACUGGGAGCCCCCAGCCUACCAGACCCGAGAGCUCCAGCAUCCUAAGCUCUGCGUGGAGGGGAAGGGGCUAGGAACAGUGCAAAGUGCUGAGGGCCUUAUCCUCAGGGCUGUGUCCUGACACUGCAGUCAGCGCCAAAGCCCCACGGGCGUGGGGGCACAGGACAGACACGAGGGUCUGAAUAGUGUUACUUUCAUUCAGAGUGUUAUUUUGUUUCUCCUCCCAUGUCUGGAGACCACCAGGGCAUCUCUGGGCUGGAUGAGCCCUCCCCCAAGCCUGAGGUAAAGCCCAGCAUCCCACAGCCAAUGGAAGGCAGAGGCUGGGGCUGCACUCUCCCCGGAGCCCCCAGGUCAGCUUUGCCAGUCCCUGUCCUUUACCAAAGAUGAAUGAAGCAAAUGUUAUGCUGCCUUAUUCAGGGAAGGAGGAGCCCAUCCUGCCUGCCCCCAUGACCCUGCGCGUCCCCCCCCCCCCCCAGCAGGGGCCUGAGAUCUGGAACUUCCCCCACUUGGGGGCGGGGGAGACCCAGUUUUGUCAAUGCAAUUGUCUCUGUUUUACAAGUUGGAGUCACUCUUAUGCUGUACCCAGUGUCUAAACUGGAGACUGUGUGCCCUUGGGCUCUGAGUAUCCCUGUUGUGGGCUUGGGCCUUGGGCUGGAUUGGAAAGAGCUGAAGGUAAUGGCCUUUGUGUUCCUGACCUGGCGCCUUUUCUCCCACUGGAGCAGAAAGGAAGAUGGACAUCGUGGUGAGGGCAUCUGACCCAGCUGGCUGCCCAGAGUCCUGGGCGGGCUCUUCUGGGUAGCCGGGGAAGUUGGAUCAGGCUGUCUGUGAGCGUGACCCUGCUAGGCCAGAGCCCUCUCUGCCUGGUAGAAGGGAGAGCCCAUGUGAUGUCACCAGCUGUGCCCCAAACUACCAUCUCUGUUCCCUCUUGGCCAGCCUUGCCCAUCCCCAUCUCAGCUUCUUUCCCUUCUUUGAGGAGGAAUGGUAGCAGGGGUCGCGGAGCCAGUGUCUCCAAGCAGCUUAGAGUUGGCCUUAUUUACCUCAGCCUGGGCGCUGGUCCUUUCUUCCAGCCCCUCCCCUCCAGAAUGUGCCUAUUGCUAGAGCUCCUCCCGCCCAACACCCAGUUUCCUUGGGAGUUGUCAUUAAAGGAACAACAACAACAACAAUAACAACAACAAAGCCAGUGCCCAGGGAUGGGCCUCUCCGGGAAGCUGGGGGUCAGCGCCAGGCAGCUGCUCAUUGCCAGCCAUGCCCACUUCCCCACGGGCACCAGAACAAGCCAAAGCCUUCGUUGUAUGUUGACGAUGCACUUUUAUGAAUGUAGUUUCUAUCGCUGUUUUUAGCCUUUUCACAUCAUGUAAUGUGAGGCCUUGUACUUGUUAAUUUAUAUCUCAGAUCAUAUUUGAUGGUUUUUAUAUAUAUCAAUUCUAGAUUGUUACAGGUGAUGGACGCCUCAAGAGAGAGAAGAGAAAAUGAAAGCAGCUGGUUUUGCAGGAAUGUGUGUUGCACGGUGCCAGUUGGGCCUGGGCCCCUCUGUUUCCAUCCUUUUCCCCCAGGGGCCUCUGUCAGGCACCCCCAGCUCAGCCCUCUGAAGACAGUGAGCACGAGCUCCUGUCUCCACCUCGGCCCUAGCUCAGGGUGGGGACUGGUCCCUCAACUUGACCAAAGCCGCCACGUGGCAGCUCGGCCUCUCCACACCCCCAUCCUGAUGGCUGUAGCACUCUUCGUGGGCCCACACCCCCGUCCCCAGUCCCCGUUCCCCAAGAGGAAACAGCACGGUGCCGGUGCCAAGACGACUCUGUGUGUCCCAGCUUCAGGCUCUCACAGAGCCCCACCUCCUGGGGUCUUACAGGGAAUGGGUUCUAAAAGUGAAUUUGCAAACAGGCCAACAAACGCUGCACUCCAAAAAAAUAAGAGACCCUGGUUUGUUUUUGUUUUUGUUUUUUUUUUUUUGCGUGUGUGUGCCAAAAACUGUGGACAUGCUGGCUCAGCAUCCUCAGGACCAAGCUGUCGCUUAAUUUUAAUUUAUUGUCUUUAUAUUAAAUAACCCAGAUGACAAGUUGUGGGCCUAGGACAGCCUGGGCCCGAAGAUUCUGAAAGGCAGUCCCCCGGAAGCCCCAGGCUUGCUGUGGGAAGGGCCAUGCUGCCAUUUGCUCAUCAUUCCGUGGGCUAUGUCAGCCUUGGCCAGACCUACCUGGAGAGGCCGGGGCUGAGGACAGCCCACACUCCACCGCCCUCCUGCCCCUCCUUUCCACCUCAGCUCUGUGUCUGUGUCUGAAUUGUGGAUCGUGCAGAAGAACCUGCAGCCAUAGUUAUUUGACUAUAUCUCGACCGAGGGCUUGCAGUGCAAAGCCAGGCCAGUGUCGUGCAUUACUUACAAUAAAAGGGAUCAUUUAUACCCAAGGGGUCCUGUGGCAAUGCUUUUGGUUGGGGAGUGGAGAGAGUAGGUGUUUCCCCGGGAGGAGCCAGGUGUGGUGCCUGGUAACCAGCUUGGGUCCCUUAGCAGAGAACUUGAAAUGACUCCAAGAGGGGUCCUAGGAUGGGCUGACAUGGUUGAUAUCACUGCAGGCUCAGAGCUGGCUCCCUUCCCUCCUCACU
Molecule: messenger RNA, 5111 nt
Organism: Zalophus californianus (California sea lion)
Lineage: Eukaryota; Metazoa; Chordata; Mammalia; Carnivora; Otariidae
Gene: MAP3K3
Product: mitogen-activated protein kinase kinase kinase 3
Exons: 16
Coding region: 451-2331 (626 amino acids)
Biological process (GO): protein phosphorylation
Molecular function (GO): protein binding; ATP binding; protein kinase activity
Source: RefSeq, a predicted model, not a curated record